Drosophila eugracilis is the source of this 1139-nucleotide messenger RNA. Its product is annotated as two pore potassium channel c. The coding region runs from base 57 to 1070 and encodes 337 amino acids. The transcript has a single exon. NCBI's taxonomy places the organism in Eukaryota, Metazoa, Arthropoda, Insecta, Diptera, Drosophilidae. The record is from RefSeq and is a predicted model, not a curated record.
UUGAUAGCAGCCAGCGGGUUCCCAGAAAGGGGGUGGUGGCACAAGAGCGAAGGAAGAUGAGUAAACAGAAUCCACCCCGUCCUGCAUCCAGUCAACCCAGACCAACUGCCCCGAGAACGACUUUUCCUCCGCAAAAGCCUCCACCUCCUCCCCCAACCAAGCCAAGUACUGCGACACAAUCGACGCCACCUCCACCUCCGAAAGCGGUCACCUUGUCGCCGCCCCCUCGUCCGAAAUCCGUUUCUGCACCGCCGCCUGCUCCUCCGAAACCUGUGCCGAAACCUGUACCACCACCAAGCAAACAGCCUUCAGGCGAAUCACCUGGAGUAUUGAGCGAGCCAGGAUCAGGAGUGGUUUCCCGACUGAACCUCAGCUAUAGAGAUCAACCGAUGAGCCACGGGAGAAAGACCAUCCUGUGCGUGUACAGUAUCCAUGCGUUUCUUUCGUUAUUUGCAGUUCUCCAGCUGAUAGUCUUUCGGAUCCUCGAGAUGGACUUUGCGGAAUCGAUAAGCCCAACGAUUCCCACCUUUGUGUGGCUGCUCAUAGCAAUGGGGUGUAUCGUGGUCCUGGCCUUUGUGAAUCUGGCCAACCAUUGUCCAUGCAACUGCCUGCUGGCCAUCAUCGGCGCAGAGGUGGUAAUGAUCUUUGUCAAUUCUAACAAAUGGUGUGAGCUGUCGUAUCUCUGGAUAUGUGUUGUUCUGAUGAUAGUGGCGUCCAUAAAUAUCAUCCUCUACAUAAUUGGCAUCUAUGUGCCGCUGAAGUUACUGCCGGGGAACUUGUUCAUUAUCGUGCUCACAUUAUGCUGCGUAGUGAUUGUCAUUUCGAUCUAUUCCGUUGUGUAUCUCAAUGGCAAUCGCUAUAUGCUGCGUUAUGUGUCCAUGAUAAGUCUGUUCUAUGCGAUGGUUCUUGUCGUCUUCACCGUCACCGUUGUCCAUCAGCGGAGAUCGGAGUAUCUGGACCGAUCGGAUUAUGUUCUACAAGGCGCCAUUCUGGCCAUGAUCUUCGUCUAUAUGAUACAUGCACUGACCAUGAUUGUGAUAUUUGCCAGGUUUCUGGUUGAACAUGUCUAAGCUAUGUCUUUGAAAGGUAAAAUCUGUAAAUCUACGUAAUGAAAGUAAAGUGUUUUAUAAAAUGACAAU